UAAAUUAAUAAGAGAAAAAGAGAAAAAAAAAUUGGAUUUACCUCUUUUUAUGACAGACACUAAAAGAUUUUAUUUGUGAUUAUUGUGUGUGUGGUGUUAAAGCUCUCCUCUGUGUCAGGACAUGACCGGGUACAAGCCGAAGGUGAUUUCUCUAACCAAGAGGCCGGGUCAGACGUUUGGCUUCUAUCUGAGGGUGGAGCAUGGCGAGGAGGGUCACCUGAUCCGCUGCCUGGAAAUGGGAGGUCCAGCUGAACUGGCUGGCAUGAAAGAUGGAGACCGCGUCCUCCGGGUCAAUGGAACAUUUGUUGAUGAACUGUCCCAUUCGCAGGUGGUGGACACGGUGAGAAACGGUGGAGCGUCCGUUACGUUCCACAUCCUGGAUGAGGCCUCCUACAAACAAGCAAAAGCACAGGGAGUAAACCUGUCCAACCCUCAAACCUCACCAGUUGCCAAUGGUGUGACCACACAGGUUCCAAAACCCAAACUCUGCUACCUGGUCAAGUCCAGCUCAGGCUAUGGGUUUUCUCUUCGCUCAGUCAAAGGUGAGCAGGGUUUGUUCAUGACAGAUGUGAUCCCAGGAAGCGUGGCUGACAGAGCUGGGAUCAAAGUCAAUGACCGUCUGUUGGAAAUCAACGGGGAGAACAUGGAAGACUCCACACACGAACAGGCAGUGGACAAGAUCAAGCUGGCAGGUGGCAGCAUAAUGUUCCUCUUGGUUGACGAUGAAACAGACAGGUACUAUCAGAACAAGCGCAUGAAGAUAGGAGCGUGGUUAGCCACAGCCAAGUACCUCCCUCGCAAGCCACGCAUCAGCAACAUGACCAAAGGACCUGAUGGAUACGGCUUCUUACUCAGAGAGGAGCCCAACCAAACAGGACACUUCAUCAAGGACAUAGACAGAGGCAGCCCAGCCGAAAGAGCAUGUCUGAAGGACAUGGACAGACUCGUGGCUGUGGAAGGCAAGGAGGUGGAGGGCUUCAGCCAUGAGCAGGUGGUGGACAGGAUCAAGCAGAGUGGCAACAAAUGCUGCCUCCUGGUGGUGGACAAAGACACAGAUCAAAUGUAUAAGCAGGGCAAAGUGUCUCCUAUGCUUUUCUGGGAGGAGAUGAGGGAUGCUAACUCACCACCCAGUUACAAAGAGGCCAUGAGCAUACCCGCUCCUGUCCGACCAUCCACACCUGUUCAGGAGAGGAAAGAGGAGCUCAAGCCUAAACUCUGUAAGAUGGAGAAGACCUCAGCUGGAUACGGCUUUCACCUUAACGGCAUCCAAGGCGUGUCUGGACAGUACAUCAAGGAGGUGGUGAAGGGUGGAGCGGCAGAGAGGGCAGGCCUGGAGGACGACGACAUUGUGGUGGAGGUGAACGGGUUGAAUGUGGAGCAGAGCAGCCAUGAGGAGGUGGUGGCAAUUAUUCGCAGGAGUGGCAGCUCUCUGGAGAUGCUGGUGGCUAAAAAGAGCAUUUAUGACCAGCUCAAAGCUAAAGGAGUGACUAUCACACGCCUGCUGCUUGGGGAAACAUCCUAUGUUCAAGUCCACACGGCAGAAGCUCCAGAGGAGAGACAUCAUGAGGAGGACAGACCUGAAACCACAACUGAAAUAUCAAGAGAGAGAACCCAAACUGCGUCAUCAUCUUUAUCUCAGGAAAGUUUCGAUGAGAGACUCUGAGCAGCCACCUUAAGGACACGCUUCCUGAUCUGCCCUUUGUCAAUCUAAAGUUGAUCCAUUUUGUUUUAAUCAGCUCUGUGGGCUUCACUUCUUCCAAUUAAGAUCAUAGAAGAGACAUAUCUACUGUAUCUUUGAAUCAAAGAAUAGCAACAUCAACUGUAUGAGAGGGCUGAAAACACAAACGUCUUCCUGAAAACAGUUAAAACUACAGCAUACAGACCUUAAGCUAACACUACCAGUGUUGCCAGU
Messenger RNA from Seriola aureovittata, 1912 nucleotides. RefSeq names its product PDZ domain containing 1 (gene pdzk1). Gene Ontology annotation, biological process: protein localization to plasma membrane. The transcript is spliced from 7 exons. Gene Ontology annotation, cellular component: apical plasma membrane. The coding region runs from base 122 to 1663 and encodes 513 amino acids. Gene Ontology annotation, molecular function: protein-membrane adaptor activity; signaling receptor binding. NCBI's taxonomy places the organism in Eukaryota, Metazoa, Chordata, Actinopteri, Carangiformes, Carangidae. The record is from RefSeq and is a predicted model, not a curated record.